Molecule: messenger RNA, 5728 nt
Organism: Oncorhynchus nerka (sockeye salmon)
Lineage: Eukaryota; Metazoa; Chordata; Actinopteri; Salmoniformes; Salmonidae
Product: mitochondrial intermediate peptidase-like
Exons: 19
Coding region: 325-2364 (679 amino acids)
Biological process (GO): peptide metabolic process
Cellular component (GO): mitochondrion
Molecular function (GO): metalloendopeptidase activity
Source: RefSeq, a predicted model, not a curated record
CAAAAAUGCAUUUCCCAAUCAUUAGCUAACAUGUGGAAGCUGUUCGCUUGACUGUCAAAUUCUACCAAAUGCUUGCUAAAAACAUAUUUUACGUUUAUCACUGGACAGUUAGCUAUCAACCCAUCUGAAGAUAUCUGGAUUUUGCGUGUACAAUACUUAACUUUAUUCUUCAGCCUAAUCAUUCAAAGUGGAUUGGUAGCUAAAUUGUUGGUUAACGUUAGCUAGCAUGUCCUCGAAGUCGUUUCUCAAUUGUUUACAGUACUAGCCGAGUCAGUGGGUCAGUCAAGUCAUCUGUAGAUCGCUAAUUAACGUAAGAGCAUUAUCAUGUCAGCUUGCAAGCGUUUGCUUUACAUUGUAAAACACAGAGGGAUAUGGCCAUCGAUAUGGAGGAGAAAUGUCACCACUUGGUCACCUGUAGGAGCUGCCUUCAAUGCCAAACCUCACAGAAGACUUGAGUUGUUUGAAAAAAAUGUGGGCUUGUUUGGAGUCCCAGAGCUGAGCUCCCCUGCUGGCUUCGAGGUGACCACUAAAAGGGCUCUGAAGGACACACAGGAGCUGGUGGAUAAAGUCUGCAGCAGCCCUCCUGGAGCUGUUACUGUGGAGACUUUUGACCAACUCUCAGACGGCUUGUGCAAAGUAGCAGACCUGGCUGACUUUGUGAAAGUGGCACAUCCGGACCCGUCCUUCCGUGAGGCAGCAGAGAAGACAUGUAUAGAGAUCGGCACAGUUGUAGAAAAACUCAACACCAAUGUUGACCUUUGUAGAAGUUUAAAGAAUUUGUUGGAUAACAAAGAAGUUUUAGCUCAGUUGGACCCAGAAACAAGGAAAGUGGCUGAGCUGUUCAUGUUUGACUUUGCGAUCAGUGGAAUUCAUCUGGAUGAAAAACUGCGGAAAGAGGCUGUCAAGCUUCACGUCAAGCUCUUGGAUCUAAACAAUGAGUUUCUUAUGGGCUCUCACCUCCCAAACAGAAUAGCAAAGUCGGCUAUACCUGAGCACAUUCAUUGCCACUUUGCAACGGAGGGCAGUUUCAUUCAGAUUGGGGGUCUACACGCUGAGUCCUCUAAUGACCUGGUUCGGGAGGUUGCCUAUAGGAUUUUCCUCUACCCAAAUGCAGAUCUGAUGGAGUGUCUGGAAGAGCUGUUGAAGUGCAGGAACAAACUGGCCAAACUGGUGGGAUAUGAGUCUUACGCACACAGAGCUUUACAGGGAACCAUGGCCAAAACCCCAGAGACAGUGAUGAACUUCCUCCAGCUACUGACGGACAAACUCUCAGAAAGAACCGCAAUAGACUUUGAGAUGAUUAAAGACAUGAAGACAAAACUCAACCCCCUUAAUGCGGAGCUUAUGCCAUGGGAUCCUCCAUACUUCAGUGGUGUGUUGCGUGCUGAAAGGUACAACAUUGAGCCCAGCCUCUACAGCCCCUACUUCUCCCUGGGGUCUUGUAUGGAGGGCCUGAACAGCCUCUUCACCAAGCUCUAUGGAGUCUCUAUCAUGUCUGAACAUCCAAGUGCAGGAGAGGUGUGGAAUGAUGAUGUCCGCAAACUGGCUGUAGUUCAUGAGACAGAGGGGUUGCUGGGAUACAUCUACUGUGACUUCUUCCACAGAGCAAAUAAACCUCACCAGGACUGCCACUUCACCAUCCGUGGUGGGCGGCAGUGCCAGGAGAGCGGACAGUACCAGCUGCCUGUAGUGGUGCUGAUGCUGAGCCUGCCCCAUCCCACCAAGAGCGCCCCCACCCUGCUCACGCCGAGCAUGAUGGAGAACCUGUUCCACGAGAUGGGUCAUGCCAUGCACUCCAUGCUAGGCCGCACACGCUACCAACACAUCACAGGAACCAGAUGUGCCACUGACUUUGCUGAGGUCCCCUCUAUUCUCAUGGAGUACUUUGCCACUGAUUAUCGUGUAGUGAACCAAUUUGCCCGCCAUUAUCAAACAGGACAGCCUCUGCCUCAGAGCAUGGUGGCUCGCCUGUGUGAGUCCAAAAAGGUGUGUGGUGCGGCAGACACUCAACUACAGAUUUUCUACUCUGCUCUGGAUCAAAUGUAUCAUGGAAAACCCCAAAACCGAUCAACGACUGAUAUCUUAAAGGACAUGCAGCAUAAAUUCUACGGCCUAUCGUACACACCAAACACGGCAUGGCAGCUGAGAUUCAGCCACCUCAUUGGCUACGGGGCCAAGUACUACUCCUAUCUCAUGUCCCGCGCUGUGGCCUCCAUGGUGUGGAAACAGUGUUUUGUUCAGGAUCCUUUAAACAGGGACAUGGGAGAGCGCUACCGUAGGGAGAUGCUUGCCCAUGGGGGAGGGAAGGAGCCCAUGCUCAUGGUGGAAGGAAUGCCAAACUUAAAGCCAUGGCCUUAUGUAUGACAAGCCACAAAGAGACAGGGAACCACCAACCCACUGGGCACAUACGUCAGUUCAACGUCUAGUUUUGAAAUCAACAAAAAAUGGUAAGGUAAGGUGAAAGAAAUACAAAAUUCUCUUACAUUGAUACAUUUUUUUCAAAUCAGUUAUCCACAUUGAUUCAACAUCAUCAUAUUCCUUUUUUGGGGUUGAAAUGAUGUGGAAACAAUGUUGAUUCAACCAGUUUUUGCCAAGUGGGAAGUAUGAAUGGCCCCUUCUGAAAACUAAUGGUGACCCCAUCUGCAUACAUCAUUUGUGAAACUUUGGAGAUUUUGACUGGAAUGACUUCCCAUUGCCGAAGAGGUAUGAGCCCUCCACAACCAAGAGUUUGUCUUAGGCUAAACAGAUCUUCCUAUCAUAAAUACAGCCAACACCCCUUUUAGUGUUGCAAGAAAAACAAACUAGCAUUGCUAUGCAGUUGUGGUUUUAUACAUUUGCAAGGAUACAUGAUUACGGCAGUGGUGAGGAGUUUUGUUGCUCUGAGCAUAAACACGUCACAUGUCAAGUCUUGAUUGGCUCUUGAGUGACUUUGUUUUGGUGGAGUUGAUUUGAAGGGUUGACCGCUCUCAUUUGGCAUGCGUUGGUUUGCAACUCAAUCUAGAUCAUUUCCUGCAUGCUGCUAAUGCUGUACUUUUUUUUACAGUCAGUGGUUAGGAGACAUGGCUAGGACCUUUGAAGUGAGGAAAGUAGAAGGAAAGGUUGAGAUAAAGUUGUCUGAAUGUAACAAAUUGAGAGAAAUUAGGAUGGAUAUCAGUUGGGUCAUGAGUUUUAGGGUCUUGAGUAGCCCUGGCCACAUGCCCUAUCUCUAGGAAAACUGUCACAGUUGUAUGAAGAGUGCAUUGUCUUUCAACAGGCUGACCUGCACGCUUGUGGAAUUUGCAUCGGAUUGCUUCAAACAAAAUUGAACUGACUUCCUUUUGUGUAUGCUGUGAAAUCCUGGUUUGAGAUAUGGCCAAGCACGGCUCCAACACCAUCAUUAAGUUUUCAGACGACGAUGAGACAGCCUAUAGGUCGGAGGUCAGAGACCUGGCCAUGUAGUGCCAAGAUAACAACCUCUCCCUCAAUGUGAUCAAGACAAAGGAGAUGAUUGUGGACUACAGAAAAAGGAGGACAGAUCACGCCCCCAUUCUCAUCAACGGGGCUGUAUUGGAGCAGGUUGGGAGCUUCAAAUUCAUUGGUGUGUACAUCACCAACAAACUAUCAUGGUCCAAACACACUAAGACAGUCGUGAAGAGGGCACAUCAACGCCUAUUCCCCCUCAGGAGACUGAAUCGAUUUGGCAUGGGUCCUCAGAUCCUCAAAAAGUUCUACAGCUGCACCAACGAGAGCAUCCUGACUGAUUGCAUCAUCGCCUGGUAUGGCAACUGCUCGGCCUCCGACUUCAAGGCACUACAGAGUGCAGUGCGUACGGCUCAGUACAUCACUGGGGCCAAGCUUCUUGCCAUCCAGGACCUCUAUAUCAGGCGGUGUCAGAGGAAAGCCCAAAAAAUUGCUAAAGACUCCAGCCUCCCCAGUCAUAGAAUGUUCUCUCUGCUACCGCAUGACAAGCGGUACCGGAGCUCCAAGUCUAGGUCCAAAAGGCUUCUUAGCAGAUUCUACCCCCAAGCCAUAAGACUCCUGAACAACUAAUCAAAUGGCUACCCGGGCAAUUUGCAUUGUCCCACCCAAUCUGCCAUUUUUACGCUGCUGCUACUCUCUGUUUAUUAUCCAUGCAUAGUCACUUUACAUCUACCUACAUGUGCAUAUUACCUCAAUUACCUUGACUAACCGGUGCCCCCGCAUAUUGACUCAGUACCAGUACCCUCUGUAUAUAGCCUCGCUACUGUUAUUUUAUUGUUGGUCCUUAAUUAUUAGUUUAUUUUUUGUAUUUUUUUACUUCAGUUUAUUUUAGUAAAUACUUAACCAACAAUGCAGUUUUAAGAAAAAAAACGGUUAAGUGCUUGUAAGUAAGCAUUUCACAUUUAGAAUUGAUUUGAUAUGAAGUGCCAAAAAAUAUUUAUCUGACUGUUAAGCUUCCAACUUAUAUAAAAGGAAUGUCAGUGGAUAGAACAAAAAACAGCUUAUAGCCAAAGCAAUCUCAUUUUUUUACUUUGCUCCAGAAACUGGCUGGGAGACUGAAGUGCCAUCCUACACAGCUGCAGCUUAGCCCAGGGCCAGUAUGGCUAGAAUGAUCUGCCCUUUAAGUUUUCACCACCGUCCACAAGAUAAAACCGGAGGAAGAGAUUAUGAAGACUUUCAAACAUUUGGAAGCAUUCCACUGAGACUCCCUGUAGUAACUACCAGCUUUGCUCUCUCUGGGACACAAUGGCCAUUUUGUUUCAUGGCCUCUGCAAUCAAAAUGGCAAGCCAGACAGACAGACAGACAGACAGACAGACAGGCAGGCAGGCAGGCAGGCAGGCAGGCAGGCAGGCAGGCAGACAGACAGACAGACAGACAGGCAGGCAGACAGACAGACAGGCAGGCAGACAGACAGACAGACAGACAGACAGACAGACAGACAGACAGACAGACAGACAGACAGAGCUUAGAUGUCCCAAGGCCCAUGUUCAGUCAUGUUUAGUCAUAUGUAGACUCUCUUACUAAUACUGCAUGCUUUAUAGUUAUUGCUUGAAAAUAAAUAUUUUGGUCGUAAUGGUAGUAAUAAAACUACCUCAUAUUGGGGGUGGGACACAGCUUUACAUACUACAUUUGAGCAAACAUUUUUACAUCUCCAGGAAGAGCAAAUGUAAACUGAGUUUGUGAGUUCAAGUUGUCUGAUAUCCUGGAGACGUCUUCAUUUAUCUAACAGAGGGGUGCUAGACCUGGCUGGACGGCUCAUACACACAGGCUGCCAAACCUUCUCAAGGAACAGCUGUGGCCUCCACAAGCAUCAGGAAGUCACACUCAAUUACCAAAGGUAUAAGUUAGCUAACCCACUCUCUCUGUGUGAGUGCCGAAAAUCAUAAGGCUAUACUUAACCACUGGUAAUGGCCGGAAAAAGGUGGCUAACGAGAUGUAGUAGUGGCCUACUGUGUCACGUUCUGACCUUAGUUCUUUUGUUAUGUCUUUGUUUUAGUAUGGUCAGGGCGUGAGUUGGGUGGGUAGUCUAUGUUCCUUUUUCUAUGUUGUGGUUUUGUGUUUGGCCUGGUAUGGUUCUCAAACAGAGGCAGGUGUCGUUCGUUGUCUCUGAUUGAGAAUCAUACUUAGGUAGCCUUUUCCCACCUGUGUGGUGUGGGUGAUUAUUUUCUGUUUAGUGUGUUUUGCACCUGACGGAGCUGUUUCGGUUGUGCUUUUUGUUUCUUUGUUUGAUAGUGUUCCGUUUAAAUAAAUAACAUGAACAAGUACCAC